Messenger RNA from Trichoderma aggressivum f. europaeum, 453 nucleotides. RefSeq lists its product as uncharacterized. The record is from RefSeq and is a predicted model, not a curated record. Lineage: Eukaryota; Fungi; Ascomycota; Sordariomycetes; Hypocreales; Hypocreaceae. The transcript has a single exon. Bases 1 to 453 code for a protein of 150 amino acids.
AUGGCGUCCCAGCAACUAUCUCCUGUAUCGGUCUCGGCCUCGCUGCGCGAAGACCCGGAAACGAUGCGCAAGGUGAUGAACAUCCAUAUCGAACAAGUCUUUGGGGAACCGGAUCAAGCAAUUCGCGGCAAGACAAUGGAGCCGAUCUAUCACGAAGAUGUCACCUGGUUUCAACCUCGCGAACAUUCCGGCGACAAUUCCAUCAUUCGCGGCCGGGAUAAUGUAAAUGCGACAAUUCAAAAGGAACGGGCUGCACUCCCCGGGUUUUACAUGUUGCAUGACGAGGAAGGAUAUAUUGCUGUCACACAAAACCUGGGUAUCCUUCACUGGAAGUUGGGGCCUCCCGAGCAGCCCGACAUGAUCAAGGCCUGUCAUUAUAUCAUCUUUGAAGAAGGGAAGAUUAAGGUUUUUUGGACUGCGCAUCUGAAAACGCCUGCUGCGCCUCCGUCUUAA